ACCUGACUCUUGUUUACAGCAGUGAUUCUACGGACUAGACCGAGAACGAGGGCAAGUGAUAGGAUAGCUGCUUACUGGAGCUGUAGGAGAAAACGAAAUAAUACACAUCAUCAACCAUACACGGCUCACAGGACAUAACGGAAGCUUGAGUUUGGUGCAAGUAUACCACACUCCACUCCAACGGAAGCCCGAUAGUCUACUCUCGCGUGGCAUAACUAUUUUUUUCAGCUGCAAAGGAGCCGACUGACUGCGUUAACCUUGAAGACAGAAAGCGCAGGGGGGAGAAAAAGGGGGUGCGAUUGGUGAAACCAUUUAUGUUCUGGCGGAUAUUUUGGAUUGCGUCUUGUUGGGAGGGUUUAUUGACCCGAGUUACGUUUUCAUUCAUUUCCCAUCUCAGCCUCCACCCUAGACUCUAUUGUUAAUGUCCAUCACUCAGACGGAAAUUAAUGACAGAAGAUCGGAAGACUCUUCGGUCUACAAGUGAAUCUCGUUCGAUUGCCAGUCAUAAAAGCUCGUGCACACCAUUACUGAUGUUUCAAGAGAUGGAGACUGAGGAUGCGGAUUACUGUCAUAUGUCGAGUAAAAUCAGUGGCACGGAUGUCUGUUUUGCCAGCCACCCUUGAAUCAUUCUGUCUUUGGCAAGAAUAACGAAUUGUUUUAAUUUAUUUCAUCUUAUAUAUAUAUAUUUUUAUAAUAUCCCUAUACACAGAACCCCGAGACUUGGAACAAUAGUAGCCUAUCCUCUAAACACGAAUUUGUAUCGACCUGUCAAACAGUGCAUUUUACUUUUUGUGAUCUUGGUGGCAUCAUCUCCCUUUUCCACUUUUUUGGAAUUAAGUUAUUUGCUUUUUAGUGAGGUUAAUAAUUGAUCAGGAAUGAGAUCUGGGACAGAGAGGAAUAAUUCGACCUUGUUUUGGGGUCUGAUGCUGUCUGUCUCCGCUAUCUGCCUGUUGUCCGCAAAUGGAAAAAUCUGUGGUCUAAGUAUCGACAUCCGUAAUGACAUCAGUGAGUUCAAGAGUCUGGAGAACUGCACGGUGGUGGAGGGCUACCUGCAGAUCCUCCUCAUCGGAGAAAAGACCAACAACCUCAACCAGGAGCUCUUCCGCUCCCUCAGCUUCCCCAAGCUGACCGUCAUCACCGACUACCUGCUCCUGUUCCGCGUGUCCGGCCUGGACAGCCUCAGCACGCUCUUCCCCAACCUCAACGUCAUCCGCGGACGCAACCUCUUCUACAACUACGCCCUGGUGAUCUUCGAGAUGACCAGUCUGAAGGACAUUGGCCUGUACAACCUGAGGAACAUCACACGAGGGGCCAUCCGGAUCGAGAAGAACCCUGAGCUCUGCUACCUGGACUCUGUGGACUGGUCUCUCAUCAUGGACGCAGAGUUCAACAACUUCAUCGCGGGGAACAAGCAGUCCAAGGAGUGUGGUGACGUGUGUCCAGGCAUCAUGGAGGACAACGCUCAGUGCAUCAAGACAAGCUUUAACGGCAACUUUAACUCUCGCUGCUGGACAUCCAACCACUGCCAGAAAGUGUGCCCAGAGAAGAAGUGUGAGAGGAGGGCAUGUACGGACAGUGGGGAAUGUUGCCAUGCCCAGUGCCUGGGAAGCUGUACGGAGCCGGACGACGACAUGGCCUGCGCAGCCUGCCUGCACUACUACCACGAGGGCCGCUGCGUGCAGCACUGCCCCCCAGACACUUACAAGUUUGAGGGCUGGCGCUGCAUCACCAUGGACCUGUGUGCCCGGGUGCACCUGCCCAGCGACUUUGACUUUGUCAUUCAUGAAGGGGAGUGCAUGCCUGAGUGUCCAUCAGGCUUUACACGCAAUGAGAGCAAUAGUAUGUUCUGCAGUGCCUGUGAUGGCCUGUGUGAUAAGAUCUGUGACUCCAAGACCAUCGACUCAGUGGAUGCUGCUCAGUCUCUAAUGGGCUGUACAGUCAUCAAAGGCAACCUGCACAUCAACAUCCGCCGUGGCAAUAACAUCGCUUCAGAGCUGGAAAGCUUCAUGGGGCUGAUCCAGACAGUGACAGGCUAUGUGAGGAUCCGCCACUCCCACACGCUAGGCUCGCUCUCCUUCCUCAAGAGCCUGCGCUACAUCAACGGGGAGGAGCUCAUGGAAGGGAUGUAUGCUUUCUCUGCCAUCGACAACCAGCGCCUGCAGUACCUAUGGGACUGGACCCAACACAACCUGACCAUCAGGGCUGGGCGGCUAUCCUUCCGCUUCAACCCCAAACUCUGCAUGUCUGAGAUACACAAGAUGUGGGAGAAGACGGGAAUCACUGAGAAGUUUGAGGAGGACGAUUUCCGCAACAAUGGGGACAGAGCCAGCUGUGAGAGCCACAUCCUGAAGUUCAAGUCCAACAGCACGGUGAGUAACCGGAUCAAGCUGACCUGGGAGCGCUACAGACCACCAGACUACAGAGACCUCAUCAGCUUCAUUGUCUACUACAAGGAGGCACCGCACCAGAACAUCACAGAGUUUGAUGGCCAGGAUGGGUGUGGCUCCAACAGUUGGAACAUGGUUGACGUGGACCUGCCUCAAGACAAAGAGAUAGACCCUGGUGUGUUGCUGUCCCCACUGAAGCCCUGGACCCAGUACGCCAUCUUUGUCAAGGCCAUCACCCUGGUGGUGGAGGACAAACACAUCCCGGGAGCCAAGAGUGACGUGGUCUAUAUACGCACCAGACCCUCAGAGCCGUCUAUGCCAAUGGAUGCCCGUGCGUAUGCCAACUCAUCCUCAAAGCUGGUAGUGAAAUGGUCACCUCCCCUCAACCCUAACGGCAAUCUCACUUUUUACCUGGUCCGCUGGCAGCAGCAAGCUGAAGACAGGGAGUUGUACCAACACAACUACUGCUCCAAAGAGCUGAAGAUCCCCAUUAGAAUCUCAGCCACAGGGUUGGCAGACAUGGAGGACGACACCAAGCCCACCAAGUCUGACCUGUCUGGGGGGGAUAAGGGCCCUUGCUGCCCCUGCCCCAAGACCAAGGAGGACCUGAAGGCAGAGAUAGACGACGCCUCCUACCGCAAAGUCUUUGAGAACUUCCUGCACAAUUCUAUCUUCACCCCCAGACCCCCAGACCGGCGACGUAGGGAUCUAUUUGGUGUCGCUAACAGCACCCUGGCACGGGGUGGCAACACCACAGGCCUGGAGGGUAAUAGGACAGAAGGAGAGCCCCUUGAGAGGGAGUUCCCCUUCAUGGAGGACCGGAGCAAGACAGAGUUUAUCGAGAUCCCCAACCUGCAGCCCUUCACUGUGUACCGCAUCGACAUCCACGCCUGCAACCAGGAGGUCCGUCGCUGCAGCGCUGGAGCCUUCGUCUUCUCCAGGACCAAACCUGCAGACAAAGCGGAUGACAUGCCAGGCAGUGUGAUCCAGGAGAGGGAUGAGAAGGUGGAGGGGUCGGUGCUGCUGAGGUGGCCAGAGCCUGUCAACCCCAAUGGCCUCAUCCUGAUGUAUGAGAUCAAGUUCCGCCAGGGCACCGAGCCUGAGAAACACGAGUGUGUGUCACGCCAGCACUACCGUGUUCACAAAGGAACUCGUCUGACCAACCUGGGCUAUGGGAACUACUCUGCCCGCGUGCGUGCCACCUCCCUGGCAGGAAAUGGGUCCUGGACUGAGCCAGUGUCCUUCUACGUGCCCCCACCCAAACGGGACUAUGACAACGCAUUCUAUCUGGUCAUCAUCAUCCCCAUCAUCGUGAUAAUUCUCAUCGCCAGCCUCAUCACUGUACUCUUCUUUAUCAACAAAAAGAGGAACAGUGACAGGCUGGGGAAUGGUGUCCUCUAUGCUUCUGUUAACCCUGAGUACUUCAGUGCUGCCGAGAUGUAUGUUCCAGACGAGUGGGAGGUGGCCAGGGAGAAAAUCACCAUGCACAAGGAGUUGGGCCAGGGUUCCUUCGGUAUGGUGUAUGAGGGCCUGGCUAAGGGCGUGGUUAAGGACGAGCCUGAGACCCGCGUGGCCAUCAAGACAGUCAACGAGUCAGCCAGCAUGAGGGAGAGGAUCGAGUUCCUCAAUGAGGCCUCUGUCAUGAAGGAGUUCAACUGUCACCAUGUGGUGCGUCUGCUGGGCGUGGUCUCUCAGGGCCAGCCCACCUUGGUGAUAAUGGAGCUGAUGACCCGUGGAGACCUGAAGAGCCACCUGCGAUCACUCCGGAAAGAAAACACAUCCAGCCAGGUUCUGCCCCCGUUGAAGAAGAUGAUCCAGAUGGCAGGAGAGAUUGCGGACGGCAUGGCAUACCUCAACGCCAACAAGUUUGUCCACAGAGACCUGGCUGCCAGGAACUGCAUGGUGGCGGAGGACUUCACCGUCAAGAUCGGAGACUUUGGCAUGACGCGAGACAUCUACGAGACGGAUUACUAUCGGAAAGGAGGAAAAGGCCUUCUGCCGGUCCGCUGGAUGUCUCCAGAGUCGCUGAAAGAUGGCGUGUUCACCACAAAUUCUGAUGUCUGGUCGUUUGGGGUGGUGUUGUGGGAGAUUGCCACCUUGUCUGAGCAGCCGUACCAGGGCAUGUCCAACGAGCAGGUGCUGCGUUUCGUCAUGGAGGGAGGACUCCUGGACAAGCCUGACAACUGCCCUGACAUGCUGUUUGAACUGAUGCGGAUGUGCUGGCAGUACAACCCCAAGAUGCGGCCCUCCUUCCUGGAGAUCAUCAACAGCCUCAAGGAGGAGCUGGAGCCUCCGUUCAGUGAGAUGAGUUUCUUCUUCAGCAAGGAGAACAAGCCCCCGGACACUGAGGAGCUGGACAUGGAGGUGGAGAACUUGGAGAAUGUGCCACUGGACCCUGCACCCAGCAGACCCCCCACUGCCGUCCCUCAGCCCUCCCAGGGACCUAUGGGGGCCACACGGGGCUCAGCGCCCCCUCCUCCCCAGCAGUUAUCUCCAAUACAAGGCCCUUCUAGUACCCUGAUGGGACCUGGCUCCCCCUCCACCUCAGCCCCUGCUGCCUCUGCCUCAGCCUCCCCAAGCCUGGCUUUGGACAAGCAUUCAGCACAGGUAUCGGCCAACGGGCCAGUGGUAGUGCUACGGCCCAACUUUGAGGACACGCAGAACUACGCUCACAUGAACGGGGGGCGCAAGAACGAGCGGGCGCUGCCACUGCCCCAGUCUUCAGCCUGCUGAUCUCUAGCCCCCCUCCUCUCCCCUCAGCCAGAUCACCCCUCUCCGCCUCCUCUUCUCAGACAGGGUAACAUAAACUUCUCCUCCGCUUUAGUUCUAAUGGGGGGGAUGGAUGAGUGAAUAACUGACAGACAUUAUACUACUCUACUGCAGUAGGAGUCUUUUCUUUAAAAAAUUAAAUAUUAACAAGAUGUAUGAUUGAAUCCUGAGACUGAGAAACAGUACAGAAACCUGUUAAAGCAUUUGGAGCAUGGUGGCUCAAACAGAACUACAACACUGGGGAGCUCUGGUGUUUCCUUCUUGUAGAGUAUUUGUUACUUUUCUUAAAAAUCCUUAAAGAAAGACAAAAAUACAGACUUAUUAAUAUUCCCUGACUGACAGGUAUUGUAAGUGAGAGACAAUAACUUAUUUUAAGCAUAUCUGCCAGCAGAUCCGACAGAAGAGCACUUUUUGAUGAUCUCAGAGAGAAGGUUGUAUAUAUCUGAUUGUGUAUUUCUAUACAAACACAUGAUUCUCUUGACAGUAAGAUAGAGCUCCUCUUCCACACUUCUUUCCAUCAAUAUACUUCUCCUCCCAUAUUUCAGACAUUGAUGUGUUCUGGACUAGGCUCAUUGGUUUUCCUGUCAAUAUUCCGGGGUAGGAGGGAAUGUUUUCAGGAGUGGGUAGAUCGAGGAGGGGCUAUUAGAAAUCUGCCAUAUGUUUUAUGCCAAAUCAAAGUGAGCAAUUUUCUCCCUCCUGCUCUUCAUUUCUCUCUUUGAUUGGACAUGGAGAGAAACACAAUCAAGCAUCAUAAAACUCCCACAUUGCUGUUUUUUUUCUUUUUCUACUUCACAAUUACAAUCAAAUUGUAAAAGGAAUUUGCCUGUUUUCUUUUCUGAGGUUUUUCAGGUUCACAUCAGAGCCCUUAUUUGGAGUCCUAUUUAAUUGUAUGUGUCAUCUGAGAGAUGAAAACACCAACAUCACCAACAGAGACAUUGAACAAAAAGGACGUGGCGCCAAAAAUACAACACAUACAGAGACAAACCUGAAGUAGAAGGUAUUGGAUCAGUUCUGAUACAAGGAGAACUAAAGGACUUAACAGAACUCCACGUUGUGAGCACACAUAAGUCUGCUAAAGGCAUUGUACACAACAGGUAUUUUUUAGACUAGUCAUUAGUCUCUCUGUACAAUUCAAACAUUUAUAUAAAGGUCUUACAGUUGUAUGUUAGACCUUAGGAUCAUUGUCACACACACAUCAUUGGUUUGUCACUUUUAUAACUUUUAUACGGUUCAGAUGUUCUCUUCUAUGUCUGUACAGAAUAAAGCUGCUAUUUUUUUCUUUUUCUUUUUUGGAUGUUAUAUAUAUAAAGAAAUCCUUCAGGUUGACUAUUUUAUGAUCUCCACUACAGUCCAUUUCUUAUGCUUCAUACUUCUAGCAAAAAAAAUAUUUAAAAAAAAUGACCUUUCUCUCUUCUUUACCCCAGAACAGGUUGUCUGUAUCACAACAUAUUGUCCAUUGCCUUUUAUUUUUUUAUGAACAUGUUUUUCUUUGCAUUAUUUUUUGUAGAUUUCUAUAUAAUUAUCAUUAUUAUUAUUAUUAUUAUUAUUAGUUCGAAUGGACACCGUAGCUCCGUUUGUGAGUGUGUACGUUUGGCACCCUUUUUGUACCAGUUGUCUAGUACCUAGUUAUUGCCCCCUAGGUGCAACUUAAUCUCAGGUCGAAGUACAUGUUUUGCUUUCUCCAUACAUUCUCAUUACUGUCCUCUGCUUGUUUCACCUCUCUGUUGAGUCCAAUAGUGCCCUCUCCCCUCCCCUCCAGCCCCACACUGAAAUGUGCAGUACACCUGCCUCCCCCAGUGCCUCCUUUUGAAGUCAGGAUUAGUUGCACAGGAUCUUCUUUUUUCUACUGGAUCUGGUGUUUUAACCCAUUCAUUUUCCUGCCUCUCAAUUGAUAGGGCUAAUUGGGUUGUCUUGUUUGCCUUAAUGAUCCCAACCACUCGCCAUCCUCUCAAAUAAUGCUCAUCCAUAAUCAAAGUUCUCUUUUUGUGUCUUAGAUUUCAAGUGCAGCAUUACUGCUUAUUCUCCUUUAUCAUUAAUUUAAUUUGUGUUGUCAUACUCAUUCUCUUACAAUCAAAGUGAAAACAGUUUCUAUUGUUUGUCUCCUUAAACAUGGCACCUGUACACCAAAUAAGGAUGGGUUAAAGUCCAGGGAAGUGGUCACAUUUCAAUGUCAUGAAUUGAAUAGGUCUUACUGGGGGUGUCAGUAUGAAAAGUGUUUUUGAAGGAUUUCUCCUCAUCUUUUGAAAAAGUUUCCAGCGUUGAAGUUAUUCUCUGUAGGAUUGUUAUUUAUUUUUUUAUUUUCCUUUUGUGAUAUCAGUUUAAAUCACUGUAUAAAUGCCCCUUCAUUCAUUAUAAAGUUGGAUUUUUGAUAUGUACUUUCUUUGGUGUCAUGGCUGGGGGACUUUUUUCCCCUUCCCUUCAAGUAUAUAUCUACCUCACUCUUUUUAAGUGUGUAUGAAAAGAAAAGUACGUCUCUCCUUUUCUCAUUACUCUGUAUAAGGUUAUAACAUUAUUAACAAAACACACCACACCCAAACCCGGUUGGUGUGGAGAUGGGAUGGCGCUAGGGUGGCUCUAAUUAUAUCUGGUCCCAUGCUUAAAAAGUUCUGUAUCAACUACAUGUCAAAUCAAAUUUGAUUUGUCCAGAAUACAACCUUAGCGUGAAAUGCUUACUUACAAGCCCUUAACCAACAAUGCAGUUCAAGAAAUAUAGUUAAGAAAAUAAUUGCUAAAUAAACUAAAGUUUUAAAAAAUCUAAUCAAAAAGUAAUACAAGAAAAUGACAUAACAAUAAGGAGGAUAUAUACAGGAGGUACCGAGUCAAUGUGAGGGGGUACAGGUUAGUCGAGGUCAUUUGUAAAGUGACUAUGCAUAGAUAAUAAACAGCGAGUAGCAACAGUGUAAAAACCAACGGGGGGGGUCAAUAUAAAUAGUCUGGGUGGCCAUUUGAUUAAUUGUUCAGCAGUCUUAUGGCUUGGGGGUAGAAGCCUUUUGGUCCUAGACUUGGCGCUCUGGUGCCGCUUGCCAUGUCUGACUUGGGUGACUGAAGUCUCUGACAAUUCUUUUGGGCCUUCCUCUGGCACCGCCUUGUAUAUAGGUCCUGGAUGUCAGGAAGCUUGGCCCCGGUAAUGUACUGAGCCGUACGCACUACCCUCUGUAGCGCCUUAUGGUCAGAUGACGAGCAGUUGCAAUACCAGGCGGUGAUGCUCUCGAUGGUGCAGCUGUAGAACUUUUUGAGGAUCUGGGGACCCAUGCCAAAUCUUUUCAGUCUCCUGAGGGGGAAAAGGUGUUGUCGUGCCCUCUUAAAAUGUUAUGCUGGUCCAAAGAUUUUAAAUGGAAAACAGUAUGUUUGUAGUUCAGCUGAAAGUAUGAGGAAUAUAAUGUAUGUGGUACAGGUUAUAUUAUGGCUUUGAUUUAAUAAAAGAGGAUGACUGGCAUGUACUGUAUUGCACAGAAAAUGGCUCUAUUCCCACCCUCAUGGUUCGAGCACUAACAUGCUAUCCGGGUUACCUAAUAAUGCUAACUUAGAACAACAUUAAAUUACUAUUGUGAUGGGAAGUAUUCAUCGAAAGCUACAUGAGGUACACUAUGUAUUGGUAGAGAGCAUGACACAGCCACCUCAGACAUCCCAUCUCCACUCCUCUGCAAAUGAUUUCACAACUAGAAAUCCUCUGAUCAUACAGCUGGUAAGAAGGGUGAAGCUGAAUGGUAUCUUCUUAUUUUUCUAUUGUAUCAUGUAUUUAGGUCAAUUUUAAGCAAAUCAAUACAUUGCAGUUAAGCAACAUGUGGGUAAAUAAAAAUGGGAACAUUGCAUUUAUCAUCUUUGAUCGUUUAAGACAUUUUGCAAUGUAAUAUAUAUUGGGAAACCAGGUAGAUCAGAGGAUGUUUGGCUUUAGCCUGAAUUCUGGACAUCUAAACCACUACUGACAUUGAAACAACUCCAAUAGAAUGUUUGCCAACACUGGCUUCUGGUUUCAGCUUAAACAUUUCUUCAUGUAAAAAUGUUAAUUGAUAAUAUCCUAUGUAUGGUGAUGUAAAGUAUGGAUUUCCCCUGAAGUAUAAAUGACGGCACUUAUUUCUUUGAAACCCUCCUAGUGAAGACAACAUACUCAUAUACUCCUAGACUCAACUGCCCCACAAGUCCUCAAAGUUAGUGCUACAACAACAAACAGAGCUUUGUCGUUUAUUGUUGCUGGGAGCAGUUGAGUGUAGAAAUCACCAGCAUUAGAGAAAUACUAGGUCAAUAUGGAGUAAUUGUGUUAUACGAAGGCAUAUGGUUAGGACACCACACACUCUGUCCUGGGAGGAAUGUCUCAAAGCAGACUAACUGUAGGAAGAACAUCUACAGCCAUCUGCUGCUGCUCCACCUCCUCAUGCAUCUGUCAGACAGGACACUGUUGUUUCCUCUGUACUCCUUCAUCAUCUAAUCUCUCCAUCCUAUCCACCUGCCCCCAAUGACUAACUUUUCUAAAUAACACCUACAAAGCUCCCACAUUCAAAUAAUGCAGUUAUCUUUUUUUUGUAUCUUGUUAAGAUUUUUGAAACCAUUCCAAUUGGCUUGGAAUAGAUUUAUCAGAUUUUUCUACUGUCCCUUCAUCGUAAUCUUCUUCAUCGUCAUCCUCAUUGUGAUUAUUCAUAAGACUGCACCCUCUUUCUCUAUUCUACUGCUGCUGAUAAUAACACUGCUUCAAAGACUGUCUCAAUCCGUGGGUGUAAAUCCUCUAAGACUAUGCCAAUAUCAAUGGAAGUGUGGUUGAGAUGGCGGCAUUGGAUUUAGACCUCAAAUUCUCAUUAGAUGUAUUUUUCAAUAGAUUAAGGGUCAUUGAAAGGGGAAGAUCCAAUUUUGUCGAGCAAAAGACAUGUGGAGCUGAGGGCAUAUUAGAGUUUAUACUAGUUGCGGAACAAUAUUUAAUUUUUUCGGUCGUGGGAUGGAGAAAGGUUUUUGGUUCACAGUUCAACAUAGCCUGGAAGGCUAAAGUGUUCUACAGUAUAUUCUGAAGUUAUUAUUUUUGAGAAAUCAAUUGGGGGGAAUGAGUGCAGCAAAAAAGACUUGGUUGGAUGAAUGGCACAUUUCCAGGAACAAAUGGCUUUAUACUGUAUAUAUGCUACCAGAUUUUAAAGAAAGAAUCUAGGUCACCUUUUUAAUGCUAGAAUCCUUAGUUGAAACAAAAACAAAAUAGUCAACCCAACUCUUUUUUUGAUAAAAGCUGAGGGAUGGGCCUGGAGAAAUGUUACCACUCUCAAAUAUAUAGACAGAACUGACCAUCCAUGAUGUCAAAAUGUACAUUUUAACCAUAUUUUGAAGCUACAGUAUACAGUGUUUGUUUACAUUGAUGUUGUUUACAAACAUUGGAGAAAAAAAAGAAGUUAUAUUUGGGGUUCUGAUCAGGUUAGACAGUGGAAUUAAGACCUGCGGUAUUUAAAAGUUAUAUUCAUCAAGAAUCAAUGGGUAUAUAUCAAUAAUUCAUAAGUCCAAAAAUGUAUGUAGCAACUAAUGAUUCUAGCUUUAACAAGAGCCUUGCGCUUCUGUUGUUGAGUACAGUAUAAUGGAUGGGAGUGUUUCACAAUUAGAUUUAGUGUUUCAAGUGUUGGUGUCUGUAAUGAUAAAAGAUACAGAUAAGUGACAUUUAUUUCUUCUUAUUUUCAGUUAUCAAAAUGGGUUAAAGGGUUGUCCUGUUGUGAAGUGAAUAUCUGUUUUUAUGGAACGCUGCCAGAGUUGUUUAGUUACCAGAAGGUUACAGACCUAUUAUACCCAUAACUCAACCAAACACAUGGACAUAAAUAGUACAGGCAUGUCCAGUAGAUUACGGGUAGUCAUGGCAGAGAGUAAAUAACAUGACUAGAGUUUUAAGAAGAGUUGUUUACAGUAGAUAAAUAGUUGCUUUUUGCAUUGCCAGUUUGCAUGGAGAUAAAUGGAGAUCAAAUUGACUGAAAAGGUUGCAUUUCAAUUCUCAUUCAUAUUCAUGUAAUUGUAUUUUCUUCCGAAUGUUUUAUAUGUAAACUUCAGGUUUAUAUGAGAUGCAUCAGUGCAAUCAAAUCGCAAUAAUGAGCUUGAGGUUUAUCAGUAUAAUUUUUCAGGCACUGUUGUUCUGCUUAGCAUUCUGACAACUUCAAAAUGGGCCUUGAUCUACUGAGAAUAUUUUACUUGUUUUUUUAUUUUCUUUACUUUCACAAAAUCUGAAUCGCUGUGUCAUUUCAUUGAUUGGCAAAUAGAUUAGGUUAAACAGCUUGGCUAGACUGUCUUCUUGCAAGUUCUGUAUCUGAGGCCUCCUGUUUUUUUCAUGAGUAGAGUUGAGCUGGUGUAUUUUUGACAUGCCAUUCUCUUAAUGUGUAUCUAUGAGAAUUUCUUGUAUUUUCUUUUUUUCUUAAAUUUUGAAUAAAAAAGUGAAUGAGAAAGAUGA
Oncorhynchus keta (chum salmon) is the source of this 11556-nucleotide messenger RNA. It is a transcript of the gene igf1ra, whose product is annotated as insulin-like growth factor 1a receptor. Gene Ontology annotation, biological process: insulin-like growth factor receptor signaling pathway; positive regulation of MAPK cascade; positive regulation of phosphatidylinositol 3-kinase/protein kinase B signal transduction. Gene Ontology annotation, cellular component: membrane; insulin receptor complex; axon. Gene Ontology annotation, molecular function: insulin receptor activity; phosphatidylinositol 3-kinase binding; insulin receptor substrate binding. Lineage: Eukaryota; Metazoa; Chordata; Actinopteri; Salmoniformes; Salmonidae. The record is from RefSeq and is a predicted model, not a curated record. Bases 876 to 5120 code for a protein of 1414 amino acids. The transcript is spliced from 21 exons.